AAAGACCGCUAUUCGAGCAAGCACCAACAUUUAUGGGACCGAAUAUAGACGACUUUAAUAUAUGACAUCGUGUUAACUAAAGAGUUUCCUGGCGGUCGUGUGUUUUAACCUGGCGGUCGUGUGUAUCAACAUUCCGGCUGACGACAGUUUUUAUCCUUGACCAAAACAGCUGCGUAUAAGUUAAACAUUGAAAAUAUGGCCACCGAGUGAUCUGGGUUUCCCGGAAAGGACUUUUGAGACAGCGGAGAACAGAUGGACGGGCCGAUGCGUGUGCUGGUGACGGGUGGCAGUGGGCUGGUGGGCCGAGCGAUAGAGCGAGUGGUGAAAGAGGGAGAAGGAAGAGAAGGAGAAGAAUGGAUAUUCCUGUCGUCCAAAGACGCCAAUCUCUUGAGCCCUGAAGAGACUAAAGCAGUGUUUGAGAAGCAUCGUCCCACACACGUCAUUCAUUUAGCUGCGAUGGUCGGCGGACUCUUUAGAAACAUGAGACAGAACCUGGACUUCUGGAGAAGUAAUGUGUUCAUCAAUGACAACGUGCUGCAGGCGGCUCAUGAUUCUGGAGUGGUCAAAGUGGUUUCUUGCCUGUCGACCUGCAUCUUCCCAGAUAAAACCACCUAUCCCAUAGAUGAGACAAUGAUCCACAAUGGUCCUCCACAUGAGUCUAAUUUCGGGUACGCCUACGCCAAACGCAUGAUUGAUGUCCAGAACAGGGCGUUUUUUCAGCAGUUUAAUCGGCGAUACACGGCCGUCAUCCCCACCAACGUGUUUGGAUGCCAUGAUAACUUCAACAUUGAGGACGGUCACGUGCUGCCGGGCCUGAUCCACAAGACGUACAUCGCAAAAAAGGAAGGUAAACCUCUGGUGGUCUGGGGUUCAGGUCGCCCCCUGCGGCAGUUCAUCUAUUCUCUGGAUCUGGCUCGUCUGUUUGUGUGGGUUCUGCGAGAGUAUGAUGAGGUGGAGCCCAUCAUCCUAUCCGUUGGUGAGGAGGAUGAGUUGUCCAUAAAGGAUGCUGCGGACGCUGUGGUUGAAGCACUGGAGUUUACAGGUGACGUGAUCUAUGACACCAGUAAAGCAGACGGACAGUUCAAGAAAACCGCCAGUAACGCCAAACUGCGCAAAUACCUGCCAGACUUCAAGUUUACUCCAUUCAGAGAAGCCAUCAAGGAGACGUGCGAUUGGUUUGUGGCCAAUUAUGACACCGCCCGUAAAUGAAGAUCCUCACUUCUCAUUGGAGAGUUUGAACACUGUUUAAUGCUGGAAACCAAACAGGACAGACACUUUUAACAUCUAUUUUAUUAUUAUUAUUUUUUUAACAGAAUCAUUUAGCACUGUGUUUAUUUAACGUUUUUCACACAAGCGUUUCCAUUUGCAAAAACUACAACAUGCUCUAUUGCACAUUGCCUGAUCUGACUGCGCCAUCUAGUGGACAUCAUCAGCGAUUGGUGCAUUUUAAAACAUGAAGAAAUACUAUAGUGAUUUAUAGUAAAUACUGUUUUUGGACCAUAGCUAUAGUAGUCUGUUAUAGGGUAAAUAUUAAAGUAUUUACAACUUUUUGUCACGAAUGCUACAGAAUACUGUAGUAUUACCUAGUGAUAAACUCUACUAAAUGUACUAUAAAAACUGUA
This is a messenger RNA of Danio rerio (zebrafish), 1622 nucleotides long. It is a transcript of the gene gfus.1, whose product is annotated as GDP-L-fucose synthase, tandem duplicate 1. Gene Ontology annotation, biological process: nucleotide-sugar biosynthetic process; 'de novo' GDP-L-fucose biosynthetic process. NCBI's taxonomy places the organism in Eukaryota, Metazoa, Chordata, Actinopteri, Cypriniformes, Danionidae. The record is from RefSeq and is marked provisional. Gene Ontology annotation, molecular function: GDP-L-fucose synthase activity; oxidoreductase activity.